This is a messenger RNA of Penicillium maclennaniae, 1431 nucleotides long. RefSeq names its product bifunctional farnesyl-diphosphate farnesyltransferase/squalene synthase (gene erg9). NCBI's taxonomy places the organism in Eukaryota, Fungi, Ascomycota, Eurotiomycetes, Eurotiales, Aspergillaceae. Bases 1 to 1431 code for a protein of 476 amino acids. The transcript is spliced from 4 exons. Gene Ontology annotation, molecular function: squalene synthase [NAD(P)H] activity. The record is from RefSeq and is a predicted model, not a curated record. Gene Ontology annotation, cellular component: endoplasmic reticulum membrane. Gene Ontology annotation, biological process: ergosterol biosynthetic process; farnesyl diphosphate metabolic process.
AUGGGUUUCAUUGGAACUGCCACUUACCUUGCCCUGCACCCGUUGCAAUUGAGAGCAAUCGUCCAGUGGAAGGUCUGGCACAACCCUCCUCACGAACGCGACGCCAAAAAUGACACCGAGACCCAGAAGCAAUGCUUCAAGUUCUUGGACCUGACCAGCCGUAGCUUCAGCGCCGUGAUCAAGGAGCUUCACCCUGAGCUGCUGCUGCCUAUCUGUGUCUUCUAUCUCGUCCUCCGUGGUCUGGAUACCAUCGAGGAUGACACCUCCAUCCCGUUCGCGACCAAGGAGCCGCUUCUUCGGAAUUUCAAGGAUAUCUUGACGGAAGAUGGCUGGAACUUCACUGGUAAUCGCCCGGAGGAGAAGGAUCGGGAACUGCUGGUUCAGUUCCAUAAUGUCGUCGCCGAAUUCAAGAACAUGAAGCCUGCCUACCAGGCCAUCAUCAAGGACAUUACAGACAAGAUGGGUAACGGUAUGGCGGACUACUGCGCCAAGGCCGAGAAGGACGAGGCGAGCGUGAAGACCAUUGAGGAAUAUGAUCUUUACUGCUACUAUGUCGCCGGUCUGGUCGGAGAGGGCCUCACCCGACUGUUCGUCGAGGCCGAGUUUGGCAACCCUGCUCUUCUCAAGCGUCCCAAGCUUCACAAGUCCAUGGGUCUCUUCCUGCAGAAGACCAACAUCAUCCGUGAUAUUCGGGAGGACUUUGAUGACAACCGGCGAUUCUGGCCCCAGGAGAUCUGGUCGAAGCACGUUGAUAACUUUGAGGAUCUUUUCAAGCCCGAGUACAAGGAGGCGGCGCUUAACUGCAACUCCGAGAUGGUUCUAAACGCUUUGGAACACGCCGAAGAGUGUCUGUUCUACCUGGCUGGUCUACGUGAACAGAGUGUGUUCAACUUCUGCGCCAUUCCUCAAUCGAUGGCGAUUGCCACAAUGGAGCUUUGCUUCCGCAAUUACGACAUCUUCGAGCGCAACGUCAAGAUCACCAAGGGUCAAGCAUGUGAAUUGAUGAUGGAGUCGACCCAGAACCUUGCCGUUUUGUGUCAGACGUUCCGAAAAUUAACUCGCGCAAUCCACAAAAAGAAUACUCCCAAGGACCCCAACUUCCUGAAGAUUAGCAUUGUCUGCGGCAAGAUCGAGAAGUUCAUCGAGACUAUCUUCCCAAGUCAAAAUCCGGAGGAUGCUCAUCGCCGCGUGACCGGCGAGAUCACCGCCGAGCAGGCCAAGAAACGGGAAGAGGAUGCUGAGAACAAAUCCGACAUCUACUUCCUCAUGGGUCUCAUGGGAGUCAUUAUCUUCUUCGUCGCCGGUGUGAUGAUGUUUGCGGCAUGGAUGCUAGGUGCUCGAUUCGACCUGGCCUGGAAAGAGAUUACCUCAGGCAACUUGAGGCCUCCCAGCUAUUACAAAGAGCAGGCUACUCUCCGCGGCGAGCUCUGA